AUGGCUUAUUAUAUCUAAUAAUUAUCCGAUGAUAAAUAUAAAAAUAUUGCUAAUGGGUUUAUUGAUAAAUUAGAAUUUUUUUUAAAUAAUAACAAUCAAUAGGAAGUUGAUUUCGAAAAGCUAGUGAAUCGCAUUAUUUUACUAAACGAUUCCUUAAUUGGGAAAGUUAGUAGAAAAUUAUAAGAAUUCAAUAAUAAGUCAAGAGAAUUAGUUUUAGAACUUAAGAAAACAUUGUUAAAUUUAGCUAAAAAUGAUAAAUUUGAAAUCAACCUAAAAUUGAUUAAUCAUGAUGUAAAAUAAUCAGAAAAUUGCUGGGCAAUGGCAUUUAAUCACUCUGGAUAAAUUUUAGCUUCAGGAUUUGGAAAAUUUAUAAAAAUAUGGAAUUUUGAAUCUGGUAGGAUUACUGAAUAAAUUAAAUUAUCAGGCCAUACUAAUGUUAUAAGUUGUUUAUUAUUUAGUAAGUAUUAAGAUAGUUUUAUUUCUGGUUCUUAUGAUAAUUCGAUUAGAUGUUGGAAAUUGUUGGAAGAGUAAAAGUGGUUAUAAUCAUAAUAGUAUUAAAAUCAUACAGGUAGAAUUUUGUGUUUCAUAUUAUCUAAUGAUGAGAACACGCUGUUCUCUGGCAGUAAUGAUUCUACAAUUAAAGUUUGGAGUGUUGAUUUUACUAAUAAUGGAAUAUAAUAUUGUUAUUCUUUAUUGAAACACACAAAUACGGUUUAUGCAUUAUCAUUAAAUACUUCUGAAACAUUUUUAGUUUCAUGUGGAUAAGAUAACUAGAUAAUAAUUUGGAUGAAAACUUAAAAUGAGAAAUGGGUAUUUAAAUAGAUUGUUAAUUAAUCAAUAACAGGAUGGGGAGCUAAAGUAGAUUUUAUUCAGGAUAAUCAAUUCAUUUGGGUUACUGGUGAAUAAAAUGGAGGGGAUUUCAUUUGCUUUUUUAUUUUAAUUAAUGGUUUAUUUGAAGAAUAAAAAAAUAAGGAAUUAAAAUUGUAAUAGAAUAAUAAAGUACUUGAUUAUAGUUUGUUUCAAACCAUGUCUUUCAAAGAAAAACAAGUCAUUUUGUUUCGUCACAAAUUUCACAUUUAUUUUCUAUAAAAACGAUUGAAUGGAUAAUAUAAUUUAACAACUAAACUAUAAUUUAAUGAUAAUUCAAUAUUUGGGGCUGCAACUAAUGAUCUUAAGUUUUUAGUAUUAUGGAAAGAGAGUGAAUAAAAGUACUUAAUUUAUGAAGUGGAGCAUAUAACAUCUUGA
This is a messenger RNA of Paramecium octaurelia, 1245 nucleotides long. The record is from the annotation of a GenBank genome assembly. Lineage: Eukaryota; Ciliophora; Oligohymenophorea; Peniculida; Parameciidae.